Messenger RNA from Sphaeramia orbicularis (orbiculate cardinalfish), 404 nucleotides. RefSeq names its product rho GTPase-activating protein 22-like. Bases 3 to 332 code for a protein of 109 amino acids. The transcript has 3 exons. The record is from RefSeq and is a predicted model, not a curated record. NCBI's taxonomy places the organism in Eukaryota, Metazoa, Chordata, Actinopteri, Kurtiformes, Apogonidae.
GCAUGGUAAUGGGCGAGGUGUCACGGGCCUCAUGCCGGCCGGGAUCCCCCAGCCUCCAGGAGGGGGCGCUGAAGGCCGGUUGGCUGAAGAAGCAGCGCAGCAUCAUGAAGAACUGGCAGCUCCGAUGGUUCGUACUGCGCUCAGAUCAGCUGUACUUCUACAAGGACGAGGAAGAGACCAAACCACAGGGCUGCAUACCUCUGCAGGGCUGCCAGGUGAAUGAGCUCACAGCCAAUCCAGACGAGCCAGGAAGACACCUGUUUGAGAUCGUACCAGCAGGGGGCGCUGUCAGUCCAGAGUCAGCCUGUAGAAGCUCAUCUGUCAUCUCAUGACCUUGGAGCUGCUCGGUCACACCCUCACUGAGGCAUUUUUCUAGCUUGUUGAGUGUGAAAGUCCAUUCCUGC